UGCUUGGCCAUUCAGAGAUUUGAGAGCAGAAGAAGAAUCAACGUUUGCAAUAAGUUUACUAUAUUGACGAUGUACGGUGACAUAAUUUACGGAGAUCCAUGGACAACUGGCUAUCCACCUCGACGUGGUCAUAACGAAGGAAACCUCUUCAUGAGCUCGGGGGAUUUUCACGGAGAAAGACCGUUUCCCUUUUGGGAAAACCCAGCAGUUUACUUUCCACCUGCCAACCCCCAAAAAGUUUCCACAAGGAAGAUAACGAGACGGGCUCCAAAGGAUAAACAAACGUUGGAUGAUACGAGAGUCCCAUUGCAGCACAAUGCAAGGGAAAACCCCUUUUCGAGGCACGAGGGUACGAAACCGAAAGGGGACACAAUGCAAACGAGUUCAUCACGGCCAAAGAAAACCCAAGAUGAAUGGAAUAUACCUAUUGAGUAUCAACCCCAGGAAGAAACUGUGACGACCAACGACUCUAGCGAGGAGGCUUGGAGGGAAGAUCAUUGUGAUGCCACAAAUGCACUGAUUACAGAUAAUGAAGAACAAACCGCGGGCGAGACUGCAAAGACCUCAGGCGAACACAGGUGUAUUCCAGUGACCACAGAGGACGAAAGUGCAAAGGAAAGUCGACCGGUAGUGAAUAAUCAAGAUGACUCACCACCCGAAAUACAAACUGCAAACGAACAGAAACUUGCGGCAAUCAAGAAUGAAUUGGUGCGAGCCACAGAACUGAUUUCCAGGGUGGUGGCCUUUAAAGGAACAAGGAAAGACAAAGAAUUCCUUUAUUUAGAAGAAUAUCUAACUCGUUGCUUACUUGGUCUAGACUUAAUCGAAACAGACGGACAAGAGAAUGUAAAAUGCGCUCGAAGGGCAGCCGUGAAAUAUAUUUAUUCGAUUCUCAAUGAUCUAGAAGAUAGAGUCAGUGAAAGCUAGGGGUACUUGAUAGACAUGAUCAGUAUGAUUAUGUUGCUUUCUAAAAUGCAAACUCGAUCCAAACUCGAGGUGCUUCAAUUUGGAACACUGCUUCUGUUCAGUGGUAUAUUAUUUUGCGUCAAUAGUAAAAAAGAAGAUCAAUGUUGACAAUCAGAUCUUAGUCUAAUUUUAGUAAGAAUUGUAAUGCAACCUCUGUCAAAACUCAAACAAAGAACGUGAACAAAUUUAGGGGGUUUUUUAUUUUUAUUUUUUUAUUUUGCAUGGAGUCAUUCCUGGAUUUAACUGUAAAUAAAAUUUUAAUGCAAGUGUGUUA
Molecule: messenger RNA, 1240 nt
Organism: Pocillopora verrucosa
Lineage: Eukaryota; Metazoa; Cnidaria; Anthozoa; Scleractinia; Pocilloporidae
Product: BAG family molecular chaperone regulator 4
Biological process (GO): protein stabilization
Cellular component (GO): nucleus; membrane; cytoplasm
Molecular function (GO): protein-folding chaperone binding; adenyl-nucleotide exchange factor activity
Source: RefSeq, a predicted model, not a curated record